Messenger RNA from Tetranychus urticae (two-spotted spider mite), 3056 nucleotides. RefSeq names its product alpha actinin (gene Actn). Gene Ontology annotation, molecular function: calcium ion binding; protein binding. NCBI's taxonomy places the organism in Eukaryota, Metazoa, Arthropoda, Arachnida, Trombidiformes, Tetranychidae. The record is from RefSeq and is a predicted model, not a curated record.
GUUGAGAGAGAGAGAGUGAGUCUAUUUUAUAAACAUUUUUACCGAAGUGAACAUAACGUGAGUCUUACUGUGUUAUUGUGUGGCUGUUGUUGGUAAGGACAACACUCGGUUAAAUUGGGUAAUUAAUAUCAAUAUGAGUGAAUACGAUGUUGAUGGAUAUAUUGAACAAGAAGAUGAUACCCGUGAUGGUCUUCUUGACCCGGCUUGGGAGAAACAACAGCGAAAGACCUUCACAGCCUGGUGUAAUUCACACCUACGAAAAGCUGGAACCCAGAUAGAAAAUAUCGAAGAAGACUUUCGAAAUGGCCUUAAACUUAUGUUACUUUUGGAAGUUAUUUCCGGCGAAAGUUUACCCAAACCUGAUCGGGGUAAAAUGAGAUUCCAUAAAAUUGCCAAUGUCAACAAAGCUUUAGACUUCAUUGCCAGUAAAGGAGUUCGUUUGGUUUCCAUUGGUGCUGAGGAGAUUGUUGACGGUAAUGUGAAGAUGACUCUUGGUCUUAUCUGGACAAUCAUUUUGAGGUUUGCCAUCCAAGACAUCUCCGUUGAAGAGAUGACUGCUAAAGAAGGACUUCUCCUCUGGUGUCAACGUAAAACAGCUCCUUAUAAGAACGUUAAUGUUCAAAACUUCCAUAUGAGCUGGAAGGAUGGUCUUGCUUUCUGUGCCUUAAUUCACAGGCACCGUCCCGAUCUCCUUGAUUAUUCAAGUCUGUCCAAAGAUCACCCUCUAGAGAACCUGAAUUUGGCUUUCGAUAUUGCCGAGAAACAUCUUAACAUACCUAAAAUGUUGGACGCCGAAGACAUGGUUAACACGGUUAAACCUGACGAGAGAGCCGUUAUGACCUAUGUUUCCUGCUAUUAUCAUGCCUUUCAAGGUGCUCAACAGGCUGAGACUGCAGCUAACAGGAUAUGCAAAGUUCUCAAAGUUAACCAGGAAAAUGAACGCCUCAUGGAAGAGUAUGAAAGACUUGCUUCCGAUCUUUUGGAAUGGAUUCGACGAACCACUCCUUGGCUGGAGAAUCGUACAACUGACAAUACACUGCCCGGAGUCCAAAAGAAAUUGGAAGAGUUUCGCCAAUAUCGACGAGCUCACAAGCCUCCCCGAGUUGAACAAAAAGCUCGUCUGGAAACUAAUUUCAACACUUUACAAACUAAACUUCGCUUAAGUAAUAGACCAGCCUAUUUGCCUACUGAAGGUAAAACUGUGGCAGACAUUGCCAAUGCUUGGAAGGGUCUUGAAGCUGCGGAACGAGGGUUCGAGGAAUGGCUUCUUUCAGAGAUGAUGCGCCUUGAACGUUUGGACCAUUUGGCUCAGAAAUUUAAGCACAAGGCUGACAUUCAUGAAGAAUGGACCCGAGGUAAAGAACAAAUGUUACAAAGCCAAGAUUUCCGUCAUUGCCGAUUGAAUGAGGUGAAAGCAUUGAAAAAGAAACAUGAAGCCUUUGAAAGUGAUUUGGCUGCCCAUCAAGAUAGGGUUGAACAAAUUGCUGCCAUUGCUUCAGAAUUAAACACUUUAGGUUAUCAUGGCUCUGUUCAAGUCAAUGAGAGAUGCCAACGGAUCUGUAAUCAAUGGGAUCAACUAGGAACCCUGACGCAAACACGGCGCAUUGCCCUAGAAGAAGCUGAAUCAGUUUUGGAAAAAAUUGAUACACUUCACCUUGAAUUUGCCAAGAGAGCUGCACCAUUCAACAAUUGGUUGGAUGGAGCUCGUGAAGAUUUGGUUGAUAUGUUUAUAGUUCACACUAUUGAAGAAAUUCAAGGACUGAUUGAAGCUCAUGAACAGUUCAAAAUGACCCUUGGCGAAGCUGAUAAGGAACACAAGUCAAUCAUCGCUUUAUCACAAGAAGUUUCAUCUAUUGCCACUAAAUAUCAGGUUCCCGGUGGUAUCGAGAAUCCAUAUACUAGUCUUACCCCUGAUGAAAUAUCCAACAAAUGGGCUGAUGUGAAACAAUUAGUGCCAAAACGAGAUCAAGUUUUAUCUACUGAAUCAAUGAGGCAGCAAAGAAAUGAAGCUUUGAGACGAAAAUUCGGUGAAAGAGCAAAUGUUGUUGGCCCAUGGAUAGAAAGACAAAUGGAUGCCGUUGCUGCCGUUGGAAUGGGUAUCCAAGGAACAUUGGAAGAUCAAAAGAACAAACUUCUCCAGUACGAGCAAGCCGUUAAUCAAUAUCGACCCAACAUGGAUGAACUGGAAAAGAUACAUCAAGAAGUUCAAGAAUCAAUGAUCUUUGAGAACCGUUACACACAAUUCACCAUGGAGACACUUCGAGUUGGCUGGGAACAGUUAUUGACAUCAAUAAGGCGCAACAUUAACGAAGUAGAAAAUCAAAUAUUGACUCGAGAUUCAAAAGGUAUCACACAGGAGCAGCUCAAUGAGUUUAGAAUGUCAUUUAAUCAUUUUGACAAGACGAGAAGCGGACGACUCAAUCCAGAUGAAUUUAAAUCCUGCCUUGUCAGCCUUGGUUACAAUAUACGAAGUGAUAGACAAGGUGAUGCUGAUUUCAGAAGAAUCAUGCUCAUCGUUGAUCCAAACAACACUGGAUAUGUUACUUUUGACACCUUCCUUGAUUUUAUGACCAGAGAAGCUACCGAUACCGACACUGCUGAACAAAUUAUCGAUUCAUUCAGAAUUUUAGCUGGAGACAAGUCUUAUAUCACGGCUGAUGAGCUUAGACGUGAAUUACCACCAGAUCAAGCUGAAUAUUGUAUCAAGAGAAUGGCACCUUAUCGUGGAACCGGAGCAGUGCCCGGAGCAUUGGAUUACAUGUCAUUCUCAACUGCACUUUAUGGCGAAAGUGAUCUCUAAACUUUCUCUCUUCCUCAUCUUCUCUCUCUUUCUCCUCUCUUCUUCCCACCCUCUCUCUCUCUCUCUUUAAAUCAAAUCAUUCUUUAUGUCUAUUUCGUUUGUCUCUAUCUUUUUUGUUCUCUUUCUCUCUCUCUGUCUCUUACCCUCUCUUUCACUCUACCACCUCUACGAGCAUGAUGAUGUUUGAUAUACUGUAUCAAACAUUGAACUAUUUCGAAAAAGUCUAAUUAAUAAAGAAAUACAAUUUACCUGAUUA